AUUCCGAAACCAAGACGGUGAAGGUUGGGGAUAAAUCCGCCACACAGGUGAACUUUACUCUGAGCCCCAAAGACUCCAAGGCAGAGGAGGGAAAGGCACCAGAUUUGAAUGUGGCCGAUGCCAUGGACGAUGUCCGGAAAGAAUUUGAGACCCUGAUCAAGGACCUCUCGGCCGAGGACGGCUUGGAGCGCCUGCUGCUCUCCUCCUCGGCCGAUGUCCAGCCCUCGCGAUUCCGCCUCUACGAUGACCGCUCCAUGUUCCUCCGGGGCCUCAACCUAAACUAUCCACACAUCACCAAUCUCUCCAGCUUGGGCCAGAGCCGUGAAUACCGCUACAUUUCCUCCCUGGAGAUCUCCGACCGGCCCAACCGCUCGGAGCCAGAGGAGCCCAAGAUCCGCUUUGUAGCCGGCCUCCACGGCAACGCCCCGGUGGGCACUGAGCUGCUCUUGGCCCUGGCCGAGUUCCUCUGCAUGAACUACAAGAAGAAUGCCGCCAUCACAAAGCUGAUUGACAACACCCGGAUUGUGAUUGUGCCCUCCCUGAACCCCGACGGGCGAGAGGUUGCCCGGGAAGGAGACUGCACCUCCAAGAUGGGACUGGCCAACGCCAACGGCAAAGACCUGGAUACGGAUUUCACAAGCAACUCUUCUGCGGCCCGAGAACCGGAAACCAAAGCCAUCAUGGAGAAUCUGAUCCUGAAGGGGGAUUUCAGCCUCUCAGUCGCCUUGGACGGUGGCUCGCUGCUUGCCACGUACCCUUACGACAAACCUGUGCAGACAGUGGAAUACAAGGAGACUUUGCGGCACUUGGCUUCAGUGUAUGCCAACAACCAUCCCACGAUGCACCUGGGCCAGCCGGGCUGCCCCAACAAAUCAGACGAAAAUAUUCCCGGUGGGGUGUUGUUAGGGGCUGAAUGGUACAGUCACCUGGGCAGCAUGAAGGAUUUCAGCCUUUCCUAUGGACAUUGCCCAGAGAUUACUGUUUACACCGGUUGUUGCUACUUCCCCAGCGCUGGGCAGCUCCAUGCUCUUUGGGCAGAGAACAAGAAGUCUCUUCUUAGCAUGCUGGUCGAGGUUCACAAAGGGGUCUAUGGCUAUGUCCAGGACAGGCACGGCCGGCCGGUGUCCAAAGCGCAAAUCGUGCUCAACGAGGGAGUGACGGUUUUGACCAAGGAAGGGGGCUAUUUCCAUGUGCUGCUAGCUCCGGGGUACCACAAGAUCCACGCCAUGGCCGAAGGGUAUCAGCGGCAGCAGGUCCAGGUGAGUGCACAGCGAGAGCUCGCUCUCCUUUCUGGCUUGGGAGGCGGAAGGCAAAGAGUGGUGGAAGGCAGUCCGUUAUGCUAUGAAUUUUUUUGGACUUAA
Messenger RNA from Anolis sagrei ordinatus, 1361 nucleotides. NCBI's taxonomy places the organism in Eukaryota, Metazoa, Chordata, Lepidosauria, Squamata, Anolidae. The record is from RefSeq and is a predicted model, not a curated record.